UUUUUUCAUGUUUUUUGGCCACUUGUAUAUCUUUUGAGAAGUGGCUGUUGAUGUCUUUUGCCCACUUUUUUUUUAAAUUUGUUUAUUUGUUUUGUUUUUUUGAGACGGAGUCUCACUGUGUCACCUAGGCUGGAGUGCAGUGGCGCCAUCUUGGCUCACUGCAACCUCCGCCUCCUGGGUUCAAGCGAUUCUCCUUCCUCAGCCUCUCAAGUAGCUGGGACUACAGGCGCCCGCCACCACGCCCGGCUAAUUUUUGCAUCUUUAGUAGAGAUGGGGUUUCACCAUAUUGGCCAGGCUGGUCUCGAACUCCUGACCUUGUGAUCUGCCUGCCUUGGCCUCCCAAAGCGCUGGGAUUACAGGUGUGAGCCACCAUGCCCAGCCUUUUGCCCACUUUUUAAUGGGAUUAUUUAUUUUUUACUUGUUGAAUUAAUUUCCUUAUAGAUUCUGGAUAUUACACCUUUGUUGGAUGCAUAGUUUGUGAAUAUUUUGUCCUAUUCUGUAGGUUGUCUUUAUUCUAUUCAUAGUUUCUUUUGCUGUUUUGAGAUCUUUAAUUAAGUUUCAGUUUUUGUUGUAAUUGUAUUUGAGUACUUAGUCCUAAUUCUUUUCCGAAGGUGAAUGUUCAGAAUGGUGUUUCCUGGGUUUUCUUCUAGGAUUCUUAUAGUUUGAGGCAUUCUGUGUAAAUCUGUAAUCUAUCUAGAGUUAAUUUUUACAUAUGAUGAAAGGUAGGGGUCCACUUUUAUUCUUCUGCAUAUAGCUAGCCAACUAUCCCAGCACCAUUUAUUGAAUGGGAAGUCCUUUUGCCAUUGCUUAUUUUUGUUGACUUUGUCAAAGAUCAAAAGUGUGUGGCUUUAUUUCUGGGCUGUUAUGUUCCAUUGGUCCAUGUGUGUGUUUUUGUAGGAGAAGCUUGCUGAUUUGGUUAUUGUAGCCUUAUAGUCUGAAGUAGGGUAAUGUGAUACGUUUGGUUUUUGUUCUUUUUGCUUAGGAUUCUUUUGGCUAUUUGAGCCCCUUUUUGGUUCCAUAUGAAUUUUUGGAUAGUUUUUUCUAAUUCGGUGAAAAAAUGCCAUUGGUAGUUUGAUAGGAGUAGUGUUGAAUCUGUAGAUUGCUUUGGGCAAUAUGGCCAUUUCAAUGAUAUUGAUUCUCCCAAUCCAUGAGCACGGAAUGUUUUUCUAUUUGUUUGUGUCAUCUGUGAUUUCUUUCAGCAGUGUUUUGUAGUUCUUCCUGUAGAGAUCUUUUACCUCCUUGGUUAGAUGUAUUCCUGGGUAUUUUAUUUUUUUGGUGGCAAUUGAAAAUGGGAUUGUAUUCUUGAUUUGGCUUUCAGGUUGAACCUUAUAGUGUAUAGACAUGCUACUGAUUUUUCUAUGUUGAUCUUGUAUCCUGAAACUACUCAAGUCAUUUGGCAGAGUCUUUAGGGUUUUCUGGGUAUAGAAUCAUAUCGUCAGUGAAGAGAGACAGUUUGACUUCUUUUCUUAUUCGGAUGCCUUUUAUUUCUCUUGACUGAUGCUUUGGCUAGGAAAUAAGUACUGUGUUGAAUAGGAGUGGUGAGAGCGGGCAUCCUGUUCCCUUGUUCCGGUCCUCAAGGGAAAUGCUUCCAUCUUUUGCCUGUUCAGUAUGAUGUUGGUUGUGAGUUUGUCAUAGAUGGCUCUUAUUAUUUUGAGGUAUGUUCUUCAGUGCCUAGUUUGUUGAGGGUUUUUAUCAUGAAGGGAUGUUGGAUUUUAUCAAAGGCUUUUUUGCAUCUAUUGAGAUAAUCACAUGGUUUUUGUGUUUAAUUCUGUUUGUGUGGAGAAUCACAUUUAUUGAUUUGCGUAUGUUGAACCCUAUAUAUAUGUUUUUUGAGUGGCUUAUUUCAUUCAGAAUGUCCUCACAUUUCAUCCAUGUUGUAGCAUGUCAGAAUUUCCUUCCAUUUUAAGGCUGAAUAGUAUUCCAUUGUAUGUAUAUACCACAUUGUGCUGAUCCAUUGUCUGUUGGACUCUUGGGUUGCUUCCAUGUUUUAAUUAUUGUGAAUAAUAUGCCGUGAACAUGGGUGUUCAAAUAUCUCUUCAAAACCUUGCAUUUAAUUCUUCUGAAAAUAUAGCCGGAAGUGGAAUUGUUGGAUCAUAUGCAGUAGCCAUCCUAAUGGAUAUGGGUUGGUUCCUGUUUUCUAUUUGGAACUUUAAAAAAAAUUAAAGCAGGUUGCACUGCUGUGAUCCAUCCUCAUCUCCUAAAGAUGCAUCCUGACUUAUCUCCACACUUGCACACUGAAGAAUGCAACGUCUUGAUUAACUUGCUUAAGGAAUGUCACAAAAAUCACAACAUUCUGAAAUUUUUUGGUUAUUGUAAUGAUGUUGAUCGGGAGUUGAGAAAAUGCCUGAAGAAUGAGUACAUAGAAAACAGGACCAAGAGCAGGGAGCAUGGCAUUGCGAUGCGAAAGAAACUUUUUAAUCCUCCAGAGGAAUCCGAAAAAUAAAUUGUAUUUUCACUCGAUGCCUUGGCUGAGAGAAGACCUAAAGACUCUGGGUUGAUACCUGAAAGAAUCCUGUCUUCUUUGGUCUCCAUAAUCCUUUGAAUGGAAAGUGACCUGUGGGAGAUUGAACCAUGGAGAAAUAUGAAAACCCUGGAUUCUGAGUAUUUGUUGGGCAGGGCGUUUAGUACUGUCUCCCCUUCACCAGCAAACCUGAGUUCACCAUGUUUAUUCCCUUUGCCUACAACCAGUUAAUAUCUGAGUAACUUAUCUCCUUCAAUAAAAUAAUUUAAAUAA
This is a messenger RNA of Pan troglodytes (chimpanzee), 2734 nucleotides long. It is a transcript of the gene CMC2, whose product is annotated as C-X9-C motif containing 2. The record is from RefSeq and is a predicted model, not a curated record. Gene Ontology annotation, cellular component: mitochondrion. Bases 2204 to 2443 code for a protein of 79 amino acids. The transcript has 5 exons. NCBI's taxonomy places the organism in Eukaryota, Metazoa, Chordata, Mammalia, Primates, Hominidae.